Molecule: messenger RNA, 1653 nt
Organism: Triticum dicoccoides
Lineage: Eukaryota; Viridiplantae; Streptophyta; Magnoliopsida; Poales; Poaceae
Product: protein PIN-LIKES 7-like
Exons: 6
Coding region: 220-1548 (442 amino acids)
Biological process (GO): endoplasmic reticulum to cytosol auxin transport
Cellular component (GO): membrane
Source: RefSeq, a predicted model, not a curated record
CGCACAGUAGUAGUACGUGACUGUCUCCCGCAUGCAUGGGUCGAAUCAUUGGUGCAUAUGCAUGGUUGGCCGAUCUGAAUCUGAUUAUGGCGCGGCGCCAACAACCACGCCAUCAUCGCCGCCGGUGGCCAUCUUGGUCCAUGAAUCAAGUAUAAAUGCAUGGCCAUCGAUGCAUUGCCACCUACCAGACUAGAGUAGCCAGAUAGAGUCACACUCGCCAUGGGGUUCGUGUCGUUGCUGGCGGUGGCGUCGACGCCGGUAGUGGAGGUGCUGCUCGUCGCGCUCCUUGGGGCCUACCUCGCCUCAACCCGCUGCGGGCUCCUGGCCCCCUCCGCCCGCGCCGACAUCAACCGCGUCGUCUACGCCGUCUUCACCCCGGCGCUGCUGCUCGCCAGCCUCGCAUCCACCGUCACCCUCCAGGACGCCCUCUCAUGGUGGUUCAUGCCGGUGAACAUCGGCAUCAUCUUCUUCGCCGGCGGGGUCCUCGGGUGGCUGGCGGUGCUCGUCCUCAGGCCGCCGCCGCACCUAAGAGGGCUCGUCGUGGCCUCCUGCUCCGCCGCCAACUUCGGCAACCUGCUCCUCAUCGUCAUCCCCGCGGUCUGCCGCGAGAAAGGCAACCCCUUCGGCGGCGACUGCACCGGCCGCGGCCUCUCCUACGCCUCCUUCUCCAUGGCGCUCGGCGGGCUGUAUAUCUGGACGCACACACACGGCGUCAUGAAGCGGUCCAGCGAGGUAUGCCGGAGGAUGGUCGCCGACCAUGAGGCUGCUGAAGCUCAUGACCAUGCCAAGAAGGACUCUGUCGAUGCCACUGUCGCUGUCGAGGAGGAACAAGGGGACGAGGAGCAGCCCAGCUGGAAUGGUGGCGACGGUGAGGAGGACGGGCUUGUCUCGGUGCCGUCGUCGUCGUCGUCUACCUCGCAUCAAAACCAAACUUCACUCAUGGGACCGUUGCUGUCUAGCCACCACCGUCGCCAUUCCAGCGGUAAGAUGACGAGCAGCGGCAGCCUGUGGGCGAAGCUGAAGCAGGGCACGCACCAGAUCAUCGAGGAGCUCAUGGCGCCGCCGACAGUCGGGGCGGUUCUGGGCUUCAGCGUCGGCACAGUGCCGUGGCUGAGAUCCGCCUUCAUCGGCGACGGCGCUCCGCUGCGAGUCGUGCAGGACUCCCUCAAACUGCUCGGAGAUGGCACCAUCCCCUGUGUGAUUCUCAUCCUUGGAGGGAACCUCACCAAAGGCCUGCGAAAGACGACGAUGUCGCGGUGGGUGAUCGCGGCCAUCGUCUGCGUGCGCUACGUGAUCCUGCCGGUGGUCGGGGUGGCAGUGGUGAGGACGGCGAGGGAGCUCGGCUUCCUGCCGCCCGACCCGCUGUACCAGUACGUGCUGAUGCUCCAGUUCGCGCUGCCGCCCGCAAUGAGCAUCGGCACCAUGGCGCAGCUCUACGACGUGGCCCAGGAGGAGUGCUCCGUCGUCUUCCUCUGGACCUACCUCGUCGCCGCCCUCGCCCUCACCGCCUGGUCCACCGUCUUCAUGUCCAUCCUCGCCCCCGCCUAGUACACUGCUAGUAUGUAUAUAAUGCAGUAUAUUGCUAGUGCUUCAUCAAUUUUGAUUGAUUGCUAUGUAUGUAUAAGUAGUAUUUAUCCAAGUGAGCUUCAGACA